UUCAACCGUUUCUCAACAGACUUAUUAUAUGAAAAUUCAAUCAAAACUGCAAACUUUAGAAGAGAAAGCUAAAGAGGCUGAGAGAACAGCUGAACUGGCUGAGGCUGAUGCUAGGGAAAAGGAUAAAGAACUUAUUGAGGCUCUAAAGCGGUUAAAAGUUUAUGAAUCAGGAGUGUAUGGUUUAGAAGAUGCUGUUGUUGAAAUAAAGAAUUAUAAAAAUCAAAUUAAAAUAAGAGAUCAAGAGAUUGAAGUGUUGACAAAGGAAAUCAAUAAGCUGGAGUUGAAGAUCAAUGAUUUCCUUGAUGAAAAUGAGGCACUUAGAGAACGUGCAGGCCUUGAAGUGAAGACAAUGAUUGAUUUAACUGAAUUUAGAAAUAGCAAAAGCUUGAAACAGCAGCAGUACAGAGCUGAAAACCAGAUUCUUUUGAAAGAGAUUGAAAGUCUAGAGGAAGAACGGCUUGAUCUGAAAAAAAAAAUUCGCCAGAUGGCUCAAGAAACAGGAAAAAGAGCUGCAACUUUAGGAUUGGUUGAGGACCUGAACCCAGCUGACAACUUUUCUCAGGAGAAUAGAACAGGAGAAAGAAAAUUUGAUUUUGUGAGCCUCAGAAAUAUUAGUGAAGCUCAAUCAAAGAAUGAAGUCAUAGCACAGGAUUUAUUGAUCAAAGAAGCACAGAAUAGAAGUGCAGAAAUAGAACUUGAACGACGUAGAAGCCAGGCAGAACAGAAUGAAUUUCUUUCAAGAGAACUAAUUGAAAAGGAAAGAGAUUUAGAAAGAAGUAGAAUUGUAAUAGCCAAGUUUCAGAAUAAAUUAAGAGAAUUAGUUGAAGAAAAUAAGCAACUUGAAGAAGGUAUGAAGGAAAUUUUACAAGCUAUUAAAGAAAUGCAGAAAGAUCCUGAUGUUAAAGGAGGAGAAACAUCUCUAAUUAUCCCUAGUCUUGAAAGACUAGUUAAUGCUAUAGAAUCAAAGAAUGCAGAAGGAAUCUUUGAUGCCAGUCUUCAUUUGAAAGCCCAAGUUGAUCAACUUACUGGAAGGAAUGAAGAAUUAAGACAAGAGCUCAGAGAAGCUCGGAAGGAGGCUAUAAAUUUUUCACAGCAGUUAGCUAAAGCAAAUUUAAAGAUAGAUCAUCUUGACAAAGAGACCAAUCUUUUACGACAAUCAGAAGGAUCAAAUGUUGUUUUCAAAGGAGUAGACUUACCUGAUGGGAUAGCACCAUCUAGUGCCAAUAUCAUUAAUUCUCAGAAUGAAUAUUUAGUAUAUCUCUUACAGGAAAUAGAAAAUAAAGAAAAGAAGUUAAAGAACUUAGAAGAUUCUCUUGAAGACUAUAACAGAAAAUUCGCAGUAAUUCGUCACCAGCAAAGCUUAUUAUAUAAAGAGUAUCUAAGUGAAAAGGAGACCUGGAAAACAGAGUCUGAAACAAUGAAACAGGAAAAGAAAAAACUUGAAGAUCAAAUCCAACAAGAUGCUGUAAAAGUAAAAGAAUAUAAUAAUUUGCUCAAUUCUCUUCAGGUGGAUUCAGAUGAAAUGAAAAAAAUACUUUCAGAAAAUAGUAGAAAAAUCACUGUCUUGCAAGUGAAUGAAAAGUCACUCAUAAGGCAGUAUACAACUUUAGUAGAAAUGGAGCGACAACUUAGAAAAGAAAAUGGGAAACAAAAGAGUGAAUUGAUAUCAAUGGAAGCAGAAGUUUGUGAAAAAAUUGGAUGCUUGCAAAGGUUUAAGGAAAUGGCCAUUUUCAAGAUUGCAGCUCUCCAAAAAGUUUUAGAUAAUAGUGUCUCUCUGUCUGAACUAGAAUUGGCCAAUAAACAAUACAAUGAACUGACAGCUAAGUACAGGAACCUAUUACAAAAAGAUAAUAUGCUUGUUCAGAGAACAACUAACUUGGAACAGUUAGAGUGUGAAAAUGCAUCCUUGAAAGAACAAAUGGAGUCUAUAAAUAAAGAACUGGAGAUUACCAAGGAAAAACUUCACACUAUUGAACAAGCUUGGGAACAAGAAACUAAAUUAGGAAAUGAAUCUAACAUGGACAAGACCAAGAAAUCAGUAACCAACAGUGAAAUUGUUUCUAUUUCAAAAAAAAUCACCAUGCUGGAAAUGAAGGAAUUAAAUGAAAGACAGCGGGCUGAACAUUCUCAAAAAAUGUAUGAACACUUAAGGACUUCAUUAAAACAAAUCGAAGAACGUAAUUUAGAAUUGGAAACCAAAUUUGCUGAGCUUACUAAAAUCAAUUUGGAUGCACAGAAAGUGGAACAGAUGUUAAGAGAUGAAUUAGCUGAGAGUGUGAGCAAAGCAGUAAGUGAUGCCGAUAGACAACGGAUUCUAGAAUUAGAGAAGAAUGAAAUGGAGCUAAAAGUUGAAGUGUCAAAACUAAGAGAGAUUUCUGAUAUUGCCAAAAGACAAGUUGAAAUUCUGAAUACACAGCAACAGUCCAAGGAAAAGGAAGUAGAGUCCCUCAGAAUGCAACUGUUAAACUAUCAGGCACAGUCUGAUGAAAAGGCACUAAUUGCCAAGUUUCACCAACAAAUUGUCUCCCUCCAAAUUAGUGAGGCUGCUUCUCUUGGUAAGUUGGAGUCAGUUACAUCUAAACUGCAGAAGAUGGAGGCUUAUAAUUUGCGCUUAGAGCAAAAACUUGAUGAAAAAGAACAGAUUCUCUAUUAUGCUCGCUUGGAGGGGAGAAACAGAGCAAAACAUCUGCGCCAAACAAUUCAAUCUCUACGACGACAGUUUAGUGGAGCUUUACCCUUGGCGCAACAGGAAAAGUUCUCUAAAACAAUGAUUCAGCUACAAAAUGACAAACUUAAGAUAAUGCAAGAAAUGAAAAAUUCUCAAAAUGAACACAGAAAUAUGGAGAACAAAACAUUGGAGAUGGAAUUAAAGUUAAAGGGCCUAGAAGAGUUAAUAAGCACUUUAAAGGAUUCCAGGGGGGCCCAGAAGGUAAUCAGUUGGCAUAUGAAAAUAGAAGAACUUCGUCUACAAGAGCUUAAACUAAAUCGAGAAUUAGUCAAGGACAAAGAAGAAAUAAAAUAUUUGAAUAACAUGAUUUCUGAAUAUGAGCAUACAAUCAGUAGUCUAGAGGAAGAAAUUGUGCAACAGAACAAGUUUCAUGAAGAAAGACAAAUCGCCUGGGACCAAAGAGAAGUAGAGCUGGAACGUCAGUUAGACAUCUUUGACCGUCAACAAAAUGAAAUACUAAAUGCAGCACAAAAGUUUGAAGAGGCUACAGGAUCAAUGCCAGACCCUAGUUUGCCCCUUCCAAAUCAACUUGAGAUUGCUCUGAGAAAAAUUAAGGAGAAUGUUCGAAUAAUCGUAGAAACGCGGGCAACUUGCAAAUCAUUAGAGGAGAAGCUAAAAGAAAAAGAAUCUGCUUUAUCAUUAGCAGAGCAAAAUAUUCUUUCAAGAGACAAGGUAAUCAAUGAAUUGAGGCUUCGAUUGCCCGCUACAGCAGAACGAGAAAAGCUUGUUGCUGAGCUAGGCAGAAAAGAGAUGGAACCACAGUCUCAUCACACAUUGAAAAUUGCUCAGCAAACCAUUGCCAACAUGCAAGCAAGGUUAAAUCAAAAGGAGGAAAUGUUAAAGAAAUAUCAGCAUCUCCUGGAAAAAGCCAGAGAGGAGCAAAGAGAAAUUGUUAAGAAACAUGAGGAAGACCUUCAUAUUCUUCAUCAUAAAUUAGAACUACAGGCUGAUAGUUCACUCAAUAAGUUCAAACAAACAGCUUGGGAUUUAAUGAAACAGCCUCCUACUCCAGUUCCUACCAGUAAGCAUUUUAUUCGUCUGGCUGAGAUGGAACAGACAGUAGCAGAACAGGAUGACUCUCUCUCUUCACUUUUGAUCAAACUGAAGAAAGUAUCACAAGAUCUAGAGAAGCAAAAAGAAAUCACUGCAUUAAAAAUCAAAGAAUUUGAAAAUAUCAAAUUAAAGUAAGUCUUAGAAAAGUAUUGUUGUAAAAAUAGACAAAUGGGAAUGAUGAUAUAAUACAGAUUAAUGUAAGCAUUUCCUGUGCCAGGCACUAUUCUAAGCAUUUUAUGUAUAUUACUUCAUUUUAUCCUCAUGACAACUUGUGACAUAGAUUAUUAUAUUUCUGUUUUCCUCAUUUUUCACAUAGAAAGUUGGGCUACAAAAGGCUUAGUAACUUGUCCAGGAGGAGGUAGGAGAACCACAUUUGAAUCUAGUCAGUCUGACUGAAGAGCAGACCAGUUUUUGUCCUGAAUCUGAUUCUUAAACCCUUUAAGUUUCAGUUUUCUCAUAGAUAAGGUAGAAAUAACAGUACUUCCCCUGGCUCUUUCAGGGUGGAUAUGUGAAGACUAAAUGGUACUGCCUAUGAACAUAAUUUGAAAAUUUGUAAAGUAACAUUUAAAUAUAAAACUUUUAUUUAUUGCUAUCCUCAUACACUGUAACAAUACCUGGCGCAUAAUAGAUGCACAGUAAAUAUUUGUUAAUGAAAACUUAGCUAUAUUUUUUGUUAUUAACCAUAGUGACUGUUGAUUACGCAACAGCAUUCUUUAUAUUAAAGAGUGUAAAUGUUGCUCAACCAGAGUAUCAGAACAUAGAUCUUAAACCCAAACUAGAUUUGUAAUUACUCAUUUUUUAAUCAUUAUAGAACUAUCUUUUUGGUCCUCAAUUUUUUUAGGUGAAAAAUGAGAAAGCUGAGCUACUUAACCUAUAAUAUCCGUCCCAACUCUGUAGCCCUUAUUAUUCCUUUGAUUCUUUUCUUACUCCAAGAUACUUUUGACAAAAGUAACACUAUUUUUACUUUAUUAAGUGUAUGCUACUUUUAAAAAGUUAGUCUCUAAAAUAAAACUGGUUUAGCAAUAACAUGUUAUAAUU
Messenger RNA from Trichechus manatus latirostris (Florida manatee), 4819 nucleotides. RefSeq names its product centrosomal protein of 290 kDa. The coding region runs from base 29 to 3916 and encodes 1295 amino acids. Gene Ontology annotation, cellular component: centriolar satellite; ciliary transition zone. The record is from RefSeq and is a predicted model, not a curated record. Gene Ontology annotation, biological process: kidney development; ciliary transition zone assembly; camera-type eye development. Lineage: Eukaryota; Metazoa; Chordata; Mammalia; Sirenia; Trichechidae. The transcript is spliced from 25 exons.